Molecule: messenger RNA, 1884 nt
Organism: Penicillium paradoxum
Lineage: Eukaryota; Fungi; Ascomycota; Eurotiomycetes; Eurotiales; Aspergillaceae
Product: monooxygenase
Exons: 5
Coding region: 1-1884 (627 amino acids)
Biological process (GO): 3-(3-hydroxy)phenylpropionate catabolic process
Molecular function (GO): FAD binding; 3-(3-hydroxyphenyl)propionate hydroxylase activity
Source: RefSeq, a predicted model, not a curated record
AUGCCUGCUGUAGUAGACACCUCUGACAUCUCACAAAUAUCUAUCAUGGAUUCUCAGUGGGAAACGACGGACGUCUUGAUAUGCGGCUGUGGUCCCACCGGAGCCAUGCUGUCGGCAUACCUGGGGAAGCUGGAUAUUCCAAACAUCGUACUGGAAAAGGAGCCAGAUAUCACGACCGAUCCCCGUGGCAUUGUGCUCGACGAUGAGGGUAUCCGAUUAUUGCAAGGUCUUGGCCUUCACCAGUAUAUCUUCACGGAGAUGGGAUCUUCUCCCUGCAUGCACCAGCAAAAAGAAAGAAAGAAAACUGAUAUCCCCCAGAGCGAGGGACACACGGGGCACAUCGGCAUACUGGCCCACAAACAACCAGUGAUGGAGAAAUAUCUUCGAGUAGCAAUGGGCCAAAGCAAGGUCUCCGAGCUGCGGAGUAAUUGCACCUUAAUAUCCCUGUCCGAGGAUCUGGAAUGGGUAUACGCGAUAUACACCGAUGCAUCAGGCCAGGAGAAAAAGAUCCGAUCGAGAUUUCUGGCUGCGGCAGAUGGAAAGACAGGGUUCACGCGCAAGAUGUACUUGGAGCCCAAGGGUAUCACAUUGGAUUGGGCGGAGCCAUCAAGAUACGAAGCGACGUGGGUCGCUCUCAACUGGAAAGUGCGCUUGCCGACAAAAGAGUCACAUCCUUCAUUCCCAUUGUGGAAACUCGGAUACACACCUGAGGAGGUAUACGAUCUCUUUUUCCCGGCUGACUUCCGGUUUCUCUGUAAUCCUGGUCGUUCUGCGGUUUGUGGUCGAUUCGGGCGCCUGGAAGACCGGCUCUGGCGGUUUGAGUUUGUUGUUUCUCCCAAUGAAGAUGGCACGGAGAUGGCUGGACAGAAUAAGAUCCGAGAAGUGGUUUUCCCCUACUUGACGCAUGCUGGUAGUCGUUAUGGACUAGCAGAGGACAUCAUAUACCCGGAGGACUGUAUCGAAGUCCUAAGAUCCAGGCCUUUCCAAUUCUCAGCCAGAAGUUGCAACAAAUGGGCUCUUGGACGUGUGAUUCUAUGCGGUGAUGCUGCUCACGUAUUCCCACCAUUUGGAGGACAAGGGAUUGUUUCCGGAUUCCGAGACGCCAUUUCCCUCGCCUGGCGCCUCGCCAUUGCAUGUUCAUCUCCCACACAGAACCACGAAUGCCUGUUGACCGGCUGGUAUUUGGAACGUAAACAGCAACUCGACAAAUCAUUGGCCGUUACUGUUAGCAAUGGCAGCAUGGUUAACGGGAAAAGCGUGAUCAAAAACUUCAUUCGCGAUUGGGGUCUGUGGUUUCUCCAGCUUCUCCCUGGUUGGAAGCACUGGUUAGAACUAGGGCCUCGCACGGAUGGUCCCACUCGAUAUAUUCACUCAGAAGGCAUGCCAUUCAUGCCGGAGUUUGGAGGCGGACUCUGCUUCCCACAGACGUAUUGUGUCUCACUGGGACCAGAUGCCAAUGUGCAGUUUACCGACGAUGUCAUUUUUCAAAGUGGGAAGAUAUUUCAAUUGGUUGUCUUAUUGAACGGACUGCAUGAGAUGGAUACCAUCCUGGAAGAGCUCGAAGGAAUCGAACAAGUAAAGCUGCUAUCCACCGAUGAUGCUGUUUUCUUUGUUCCUCGCACUGGAGACGACUCUCAUCCUGCGCACAAGCAAAGGAUUCAGUCUCGGAAGGUAUUCCGAACAGCCACUGGCGAUGAGUUCGCGCAGUCUCGGCUAUGUGCCGAUCGGCCUGUACCCCGAGGAUAUGAUGAGACGCUAAUAUGGAAAAGUGUCAACAAGCGGUAUGCAAUUGUGAGAAUGGACCGUUUUGUGUUCGCCGCGUGCAAUACCAAGGCCGAAUUGGCCCAGAUCAUGGGGCGACUAGCUGAGUUAUUUGACAAUUAG